Molecule: messenger RNA, 2772 nt
Organism: Arachis duranensis
Lineage: Eukaryota; Viridiplantae; Streptophyta; Magnoliopsida; Fabales; Fabaceae
Exons: 1
Coding region: 1-2772 (923 amino acids)
Molecular function (GO): nucleic acid binding; RNA-DNA hybrid ribonuclease activity
Source: RefSeq, a predicted model, not a curated record
AUGGGAACUAUUUGGUUAAGAACUGUUUUGGGGGAAACCCCUCUCACAAAAACGAUUGAUAUUAGAUACAUCAUAGUAGAUUGCAUAAGCCCAUACAACAUCAUUUUAGGCAGACCAGCUUUAAAUACUUUUGGUGCAAUUGUAUCCACUUUACAUCUGUGUGUUAAGUUUCCAGUACAGGACGAACUCAUCGCUACAGUACACGCCGACCACAAAGAAGCACGGCAAUGCUACCACACUAGCUUAAAACAACAAGAAUUGAACAAAGCCAUUCCAGCACGGGUACAAGCCGUGUACAGCUCGGAUGACCCUCCUCCCCUUAAUAAGCUCGACCCAAGGGAGGAAUUCCGAGAACGACCUCAAGCACUGGACGAGCUUGAGAAGGUAACGUUUUAUGGAAGUACUAACAAGUUUACAUACAUAGGUAAUGCACUUUCAGGUAAGGAAAAAGCUCGACUAAUAAAGCUCCUCAGAGACAACACCGACCUCUUCGCAUGGACACCAAUAGAUAUGCCAGGCAUCAACCCCAGCAUUAUAUGCCAUAAGCUAGUCGUGGACCCAACAGUCAAGCCCAUGGCUCAAAAGAAGCUCAACUUGGGAGAGGAAAGACGACAAGCAUCCUUAGAGGAAACCAAAAAACUAUUGUCAGCAGGAUUUAUCAAAGAAGUAAGGUUCACAACAUGGCUGUCAAACGUCGUAAUGGUAAAAAAGAACACAGGUAAAUGGCGCAUGUGCGUCGACUUCACAAACCUUAACAAGGCAUGCCCCAAAGAUGCAUAUCCACUACCUUGUAUUGACAAGCUGGUAGAUAGCGCAUCCGGUUUUAAUUGUCUAAGCUUCAUGGAUGCAUAUUCUGGAUACAACCAGAUUCUAAUGCAUCCUGAAGACCAACAUAAGACUGCAUUUAUAACAGAAUUUGGAAACUAUUGUUACACAGUAAUGCCUUUUGGCCUUAAGAACGCAGGUGCAACAUACCAGCGACUAAUGGAUAAAAUGUUUAGAAAUCAAAUUGGGAGAAACAUUGAGGUCUAUGUCGACGACAUGGUAGCCAAAACAUCACAGGGGAACUCACAUUGCGAUGACUUAACCGAGGUCUUUGGUCAGAUCCGAGCAUAUAACAUGAGGUUAAACCCGGAAAAAUGCACUUUCGGUAUACAAGGUGGAAAAUUUCUGGGCUUCAUGUUGACAUCCAAGGGAAUCGAAGCAAAUCCUGAGAAAUGUGCUGCGAUACUUGACAUGACCUCGCCAAAGACUGUGAAGGAGGUGCAAAAGCUCACAGGAAGAAUAGCAGCCUUGUCCCGGUUCCUGCCGGCAAUAGCAGACAGAUCUUUUCAUUUUUUCCAAGCAAUAUCGAAGCAUAAACAGUUUACUUGGACAAAUGCCUGCGAAGAAUCUUUUAGGAAGCUGAAAGCAAUGCUGAUGUCUCCCCAGAUACUACAGAGUCCGGAGGAGGGUAAACCAUUAUAUUUGUAUUUAUCUGUAUCUAAUCACGCUAUAAGUUCGGCUCUUGUGCUUGAAACAGGAAAAACACAAAAACCAGUAUAUUUCGUCAGCAAGGUCCUACAGCCCACCGAGCAAAGAUACCCAAUGGUAGAGCAACUGGCUCUGGCCCUGAUCACCACAUCAAGAAGGCUCAGACAUUAUUUCCAAAGCCACACCAUCAUCGUGCGGACAGAUCAACCCCUUCGGCAAAUAUUAGCAAAACCGGAAGUAGCAGGAAGGUUGAUCAAAUGGUCUAUCGAAUUAUCAGAAUUCGAUAUCCAGUAUCAACCCAGGCCAGCUUUGAAGUCACAAAUCCUGGUGGACUUCAUUGCUGAGUUCACCUGUCCACAUAACACUGCCGGACCGAGCACAGGGAUGAUGUAUGUUGACGGAGCAUCAAACAAUGAAGGAAGCGGAGCAAGAAUUAUACUUGAGUAUGAGGACACCAUCAUAGAACAGUCCGUAAGAUUCUCUUUUGAAGCCAACAACAAUCAAGCAGAAUACGAAGCUUUACUAGCCGGAUUAAACCUCGCCAUCAAACUACAGAUACCAAGAAUCGUCGUACAUUGUGAUUCGCUGUUAAUAGUACAACAGGUGAACGGAUCUUUCCAGGUAAAGGACCCCUUACUAGAGCGAUAUUGGAAUAUGGUAAGAAAACUUAUCUUGACAUUCGAUAAAUUCAAAAUUAUUCAUGUUCCAAGAGGAAAUAACCAGAGAGCGGACAUACUAUCUAAGUUGGCAACAAGCAGAAAAGGCACUUCGCCCAAACUGUCACAAUUAAUGCUAGAAGAACCUAGCGUGAACCUAACAUAUAUUUUAAGCAUGUCACAGGAACUAGAUUGGAGAGUACCCAUCAUAGAUUAUCUCCUCCACGGAACAAUACCUACCAGUGAGACAAACCCAAAACUAUUCCGAAGACAAGCAAGCUUCUAUGUGUUGGUCGGCGCCGAGCUAUACAAGAGAGGAUUUUCACAACCACUCCUCAAAUGCCUAAGCAAAAAGGAAUCAGCAGAAGCCAUGGACGAAGUCCAUGAAGGAGUCUGCGGAAAUCACAUAGGUGGGAGAAGCCUAGCAGCAAAGCUACUCAGAGCAGGUUACUACUGGCCGACCAUAAGAAAAGAUUGCAUAAACAAAGUAAAAAAAUGCGAUCACUGUCAAAAACAUGCAACGAUAAUGCACAGCCCUGCCGAGGUGUUGCAUAGCACGGAGGUAACUUGGCCAUUUUUCAGAUGGGGAAUGGACAUCUUAGGACCAUUUUCAACAGCACCAGGUCAGGUGAUGAGCGGAUAA